AACAUACCUUGAAAUCUCAGAUCGUUUCUCAUCAGAUUCAGAUCCCACAUCACUCGCUAUUCUCCUCAUCGCGAUGGCGUCAGCCCUAUUUUCCGGCCUCAGAUACUCCGACAGCCUCACCGUCGUCGGAAUUUCCUUCUGCACCGCCGUCGUCUGCGAGGCCAUCUCAUGGCUACUCAUCUACCGCACCGCUUCCUACAAAUCCCUCAAAUCCACCAUCGACAAAGCCUCCAAAAAGCUCGAGACCAUGAAGACGACGGACGUCAACUCCGCCUCCGCGAACCUCCUCAAAAAGACUUCUAAAACCAAGAAAAUCGACCGCGUCGAGACCUCUCUGAAGGAAUCCAGCCGCGAUCUGUCCAUGUUCAAGUUCAAAUCGGGCGGCGUCGUUGCCCUAGUUUUGUUCAUGGUCUUCGGAUUGCUAAAUAGUUUGUUUGAGGGCAAACCGGUCGCCAAAAUUCCGUUUGUUCCGAUCAAAUUAGUGCAGAAGAUGAGCCACAGGGGAUUGGCGGGUGAUGAUAUGACGGAUUGUUCCAUGGCGUUUUUGUACUUGCUGUGUUCGAUCAGCAUUAGGACCAAUUUGCAGAAGUUUUUGGGAUUCUCGCCACCGCGUGGAGCUGCUGGCGCCGGCUUGUUCCCAAUGCCAGAUCCCAAGUCCAGCUGAGGAAUGAGAAUUUGAUCCAGGUCUUUUUGCUGCUUUAUUUUUGGUUGAUUCUUCCUUCUCAUUAAAUGAGAUUGUAGACGGCACUAUUUUAUUUAUAUUUAGCUCUCUUAACUAUUCGAAUACUGAAUAAGAGCUGUAAUUUGAAUCUUUGACGUUUCUUUCUUUCGUCUUUUUAAAGAUAUCCACUUUAGUUACUACUA
Molecule: messenger RNA, 864 nt
Organism: Salvia hispanica
Lineage: Eukaryota; Viridiplantae; Streptophyta; Magnoliopsida; Lamiales; Lamiaceae
Biological process (GO): endoplasmic reticulum calcium ion homeostasis
Cellular component (GO): cytoplasm; endoplasmic reticulum membrane
Molecular function (GO): calcium channel activity
Source: RefSeq, a predicted model, not a curated record